Messenger RNA from Schistosoma margrebowiei, 240 nucleotides. The record is from the annotation of a GenBank genome assembly. NCBI's taxonomy places the organism in Eukaryota, Metazoa, Platyhelminthes, Trematoda, Strigeidida, Schistosomatidae.
AUGCAUUAUCGAACAAACAUUUUAGCAAUUAUCCCGUAUUUUAUUGAUGGAAAAAAUGUAGAAAAUAGAUUUCAAAGUUCACCAGAUAAUGGAGUGAUCAUUAUUAGUUCAUAUUCAAAACAGUUGGGCAAAACUACACUUUCAAAAUAUGCAACUAGAAUCCCCAAAAUUCAUCCUGGUACCUUAUGUUCGCCCUUAUCUAAAUCGAUACUAGUUUUACAUGAGCAAAAUUUAUUGUGA